UUGGAAAGACUGGGUUAUUGGUUUUCAAGCCGGCAUCCUCCCUUCUGAUUGGACAGGAAGGUGUCGGAGAAAACAAGAAGACAGAUCCAACAGCAGUUUGUCUUCCCUCAGUCUCCACUGACUCCGCCGCCUGCUCCCGUAUGCACCACACUGAAGACUGAGAUGUGACUGCUCACAGAAGGAAUACAGCGUGUCUCCCUGGGAUUUCUCUAUUUUAUUCUCUGAUGAUGGAAGCGGACAGGCGUGGAGGGAUCGUGGCCGUGCUGGUCACUUGGGUUGCGCUGGUUCUCUCUGUGAUUACUCUAGUGUGCGCAGUGGAGGAGACAGUGAUGGAUACAAGGACAGCAACAGCUGAGCUUGGCUGGAUAUCGUUCCCCGCCAAUGGAUGGGAGGAGGUGAGCGGCUAUGAUGAAAACCUUAACACCAUCAGGACUUACCAGGUGUGCAAUGUGUUUGAGCCAAGCCAAAACAACUGGCUCCUCACCACGUAUAUCGACCGGCGGAAUGCACAACGCAUCUAUGUGGAGAUCCGCUUCACAGUACGGGAUUGUGCUUCCAUACCAAGUGUUCUGGGCUCCUGCAAAGAGACAUUCAAUCUUUACUACCUAGAAGCUGACAGGACUAUGUCAGAGAGCAUCAAAGGGGUGGAGUAUUGGGCCAAUGCCCCUUUUUUAAAGGUGGACACCAUUGCAGCAGAUGAAAGUUUCUCCCAGGUGGAUUUUGGGGGAAGGCUGAUGAAAGUGAACACAGAGGUUCGAGGUUUUGGACCACUUUCCAAGGGAAAAGGCUUUUACUUGGCUUUCCAGGAUCUGGGUGCUUGUAUGUCCCUUUUGGCAGUAAGAGUUUUCUACAAGAAAUGUCCAAGCAUUGUGCAGAACUUUGCUUUUUUCCCAGAGACACUGACAGGAGCAGAGUCCACAUCCUUGGUUAUCUCCAGAGGAAGCUGUAUUUCAAAUGCUGAGGAGGUAGAUGUGCCUAUAAAGCUCUACUGUAAUGGAGAUGGAGAGUGGAUGGUACCCAUUGGCAGCUGCAGCUGCAAGGCAGGCUAUGAACCCGACAAUGGCAACGUGUGUCGAGCUUGUCCUCAGGGCACCUUUAAGUCAUCCCAGGGGGCAGGAUUAUGUCAGCAGUGCCCGCUCAACAGUCGCUCCACCAUUGAAGCCGCCACCCUCUGUGGUUGUCGGAAUGGAUAUUACCGUGGAGACAUGGACAAACCAGAGGACAUGUGUACCAGCGUUCCUUCUGCUCCUCGCAAUGUGCUCUCAGAGGUGAAUCAGACAUCAGUGAUCUUGGAGUGGAACUCUCCACGCGAUACUGGGCACCGUGAGGAUCUGUCAUAUAACGUGGUGUGCAGGCGGUGCCACAGCAGCGAGCGGCGGGCUUGCCAGCCUUGUGAUGACAGCGUGGUUUAUGCUCCAGGCAAGGAGGCGUUGAAGGAAACAAGGGUCGAGAUCAGCAGGCUUCGUGCUCACACCUCGUACACAUUUGACAUUCAGGCAGUCAAUGGAGUGUCCAAUAAGAGUCCUUACCCUGCCCAACAGCUGUCCAUCAACAUUACAACCAAUCAAGCAGCACCUUCUGAGGUUCCCAUAAUGCACCAAGUGAGCUCAACGAGCCGCAGCUUUUCUCUCUCAUGGCCCCCACCUGAGCAACCCAAUGGGAUCAUCCUUGACUACGAGAUCAGAUACUACGACAAGUUCCAGUCAUCGUUGCUGAACAGCUCAGUGGUCCAGAGUGAUACACCCAACGUUGUCCUUGAGGGCCUGAGGCCUGGCACAGGCUAUGUGGUCCAGGUGAGGGCCCGCACUGUGGCCGGCUACGGAGCCUACAGCAAAGAGAUGCUCUUUCAAACCCUCACUGAUGAUGAGUACAAGUCAGAGCUUGGACAGCAGCUCUAUCUGACUGCAAGUUCUUUAGUAGGUGGAGUGUGUGUCGUCUCAUUGGUAGCUCUUGCCAUCAUAUGCACCAGGAGGAGACAUUUGAAGGAGAGUGUGUAUGGUGACAAGCUGCAGCAGUACAACACAGGAGGAGAAAUAACUCUGAGGCCCGACAUGUUCAGUGGUCCGACCCCCACUGUGACUUUUCCCACCCUAUCUGAGGGUCGCAGUUCACCAGGGGUCAAGAUCUACAUUGACCCUUUUACCUAUGAAGACCCCAAUGAGGCGGUGCGGGAAUUUGCCAAAGAAAUUGACCCUUCCUGUGUCAAAAUAGAGGAAGUCAUCGGAUCAGGUGAGUUUGGGGAGGUUUACAAAGGUCGCCUGAAACCUGUUGGGAAAAAAGAAAUCCCUGUGGCGAUCAAGACGCUUAAGGUGGGCUACUCUGAGCGUCAGAGGAGAGAUUUCUUGGCCGAGGCAUCAAUCAUGGGCCAGUUUGACCAGCCAAAUAUCAUCAGACUGGAGGGCGUGGUCACUAAAAGCAGACCGACGAUGAUCAUCACAGAGUUCAUGGAGAAUGGAGCUUUAGACUCAUUUUUGAGGCAAAAUGAUGGACAGUUUCCUGUAAUCCAGCUGGUCGGCAUGCUGAGAGGCAUCGCAUCUGGAAUGAGGUACCUGGCAGAGAUGAGCUAUGUUCACCGGGACUUAGCAGCACGGAACAUACUGGUGAACAGUAACCUGGUUUGUAAGGUGUCCGACUUCGGCUUAUCGAGGUAUUUGGAGGAGGACACAUCGGACCCCACCUACACCAGCUCACUGGGGGGUAAAAUCCCAGUGCGGUGGACGGCUCCAGAGGCGAUCGCCUACAGGAAAUUCACUUCUGCUUCAGAUGUCUGGAGUUACGGGAUUGUCACCUGGGAGGUGAUGUCGUACGGAGAGAGACCUUACUGGGACAUGAGCAACCAAGAUGUAAUAAAUGCCAUAGAGCAAGACUUCCGGCUGCCAGCUCCCAUGGACUGUCCAGUAGUGCUGCACCAGCUGAUGCUGGAUUGCUGGCAGAAAGACAGAAACACGCGGCCAAAGUUCUCUGAUAUCGUCAGCAUGUUGGACAAAAUGAUCCGUAACCCCGCCUCACUGAAAGCCGGCACCAACAACAUAGCUCCUGGUCCUCCACAUCAUCCCUUGUUAGACCGGGGAGCUCCAGAUCUGAGCAGGCUGAGCUCAGUUGAGGACUGGUUGGCUGCUCUAAAGAUGACCCAGUAUAGAGAUUCCUUCAUCGGAUCCGGGUUCACAUCUUUGCCGCUAGUCACACAAAUCACAGCUGAGGACCUGGACCGGAUUGGAAUAUCUCUUGCUGGACAUCAGAAGAAAAUACUGACCAGUGUGCAAUCAAUGAGGCACCACAAUGAUGACCAGUCCCCGACUGAAUCCGUGUAGCCAUUCAUGGAAAAGCACAAUUUUAAUAGGUUUGAUCGUUGAUUCCCUGAGUGAACAAAAUAAUUUCUCAUUAAUUUAUUUGUUACUAGCCUUUCUCUUACAAUCCUUGAAUCCAAACCUAAAGACUUCAAGAUUGAUCCUGCAUUCGGUGGACAUGUUUCCUCUGGCAUUUAGCCUCUAAAGUUUGAGCACUCCCUUGAAUUUUAUGUACAGGUAUUAUUUGUUAUACAGACUUAAAACAAGAGUGAGCAACACUGUGGAAAAUAGAAAACUAUUCUCCUCAAGGGUAUCUUCUGAAAGAAAAAGCAGAGAAAAAAAAUCACCCAGGUUUCACUUCAGGCUUACUUUGAUUUCAGACACUUAGCUCCACAAGCCAUUUUCAAUCAACUGACUCAUUUAAGGAAGACAGGGUGUGGUUUUUAUAUAUAUAUAUAUGAGAGGAUAAAUCACAGGAACAAAAUACUGUAAAAAGGACCUAGAUGAGGAGACAUUUGUGUGAAUGGAUAAAACGGACUGAAAGCCUGCCAGAAAAUCUUUCUGGAUACAAGAAAAGACCCACAGCAGGCCUUCUUGAUUCCAGUAUGUUGCGUUAUGAGUAUUUAUGUCAUUGUGUUUCUGAAAACUAAGACCAUUUGAAUCUUGAAUGGGAUUUUUUGGAAUCAAUCUUCACAUUGAAGAGUCUGUAAAUAUUGUUAUAUGGGAAUGUCUUCCUUCUUUGUUCACUUGCUUAAACGUUUGCUGUUUUGCAAUUAUUGAAGCAUAUGUGACUAUCUGUUAUUUAUUUUUCAUUUUACUCAUCAUUAGUGCAACCAUUGAAAUGCUGUUGACUGUGAAUCAGAAAGUGACCCACAUAAAAUACAUGAUUCAGAA
This is a messenger RNA of Cyprinodon tularosa, 4181 nucleotides long. RefSeq names its product ephrin type-B receptor 1-like. The record is from RefSeq and is a predicted model, not a curated record. The transcript is spliced from 20 exons. Gene Ontology annotation, cellular component: plasma membrane; neuron projection. Bases 225 to 3311 code for a protein of 1028 amino acids. Gene Ontology annotation, biological process: axon guidance; protein phosphorylation; cell surface receptor protein tyrosine kinase signaling pathway. NCBI's taxonomy places the organism in Eukaryota, Metazoa, Chordata, Actinopteri, Cyprinodontiformes, Cyprinodontidae. Gene Ontology annotation, molecular function: ATP binding; protein binding; transmembrane-ephrin receptor activity.